Molecule: messenger RNA, 2415 nt
Organism: Fusarium mangiferae
Lineage: Eukaryota; Fungi; Ascomycota; Sordariomycetes; Hypocreales; Nectriaceae
Exons: 4
Coding region: 1-2415 (804 amino acids)
Biological process (GO): positive regulation of transcription by RNA polymerase II; aromatic amino acid catabolic process
Cellular component (GO): nucleus
Molecular function (GO): DNA-binding transcription factor activity, RNA polymerase II-specific; zinc ion binding
Source: RefSeq, a predicted model, not a curated record
AUGAGCCUCUCAAACCAAAGCGAUAUGAGUCAGUUUGUAUCUAGUGUUGAACCUCAGAUACCUAAGAAGCGCCACCGUGGUUACAUACGCAGCUUCAAGGCCUGCGAUAGAUGUAGGGCAAAGAAGACUAGGUGUAUCUUGGAUGCGCCCGAGGAGCCUCAGGGUGCCUGUCAAAGGUGUAAGAGAGAACGAAAGGUAUGUUCUUUGACAGACCAGUCAGUGACAUCGAGGAAUGUCGCAAAAGAAGGUGAUAUUUCCCAUGUUGGUACCAGCCAUAAAGAAGCCUCCAGACGCCAUGAAUGCAGUAUUUCUCGACCACAUACCACCCAGGGCGACCCUGCGCUGUCCACCCCGACGACUGACGGCGAUCAUGAGAGGCAAGCGAUGUCGGUAGCUUCGACUGGAUCUACGCAACCUCCACUACAUAGACUACCAGACUUUCAUCUGAUGCUACCGCUGGCGUCCAGAGCGGCAGAUAACAUCGACACUGUUGUGCAUGUUCCAAUAUCGAACGACGGUGACACUAUCAAGCUUCUGCAGCAGUCGUCAAAAUAUGACGACGCGAAGGAGGGAGUUCAGCGUGAUGGCUCGUCAGCUUUGUCAAACCCUUCAAAACAAGGGUUUUUGGCAAUAAAUGGACCCUUGAUAUCUGAACUUUCGUCCCCCAGCAUCGAGGCGCUAAGACUAUGGGAUAGUCUAAGAUUUGUUCGUAUGGGCUGGCUGACUGCACUUGAGGCGGUGUCGUACAUGGACCUAUUCUUUGAGAACAUACUCCCGCUGUCACUGGUGAUGGAUGACUUUUAUAGUCACCACGAAAACCAUUAUAAGUUGAUAACGCAGGAGCCCCUCCUCUGUUGUACAAUCCUCAUGAUCUCCUCCCGCUUUCAUUGCCUUCAGGGUACUUCAAGCUGGUCGAGAAGUGUCGCUUUACAUACACGGCUAUGGGAGCAUUGCGAGCAUCUUGUAAAUCGAAUUAUCUUUGGCCAAGAGAAGAAGUCCAAAGCAAAAACUCGGACGCUCGGCGCAAUCCAAGCCCUUAUCCUCAUGACUGAGUGGGCACCACGAUCAGCUUACUUCCCCCCCAAGUCGGAUGGUUGGGACUCGGACUUGCUCUUCCAGCUUCCUGACGAACGAGACCAAUUAGACGGGAACUUGGCAGAUGUCACUCAAGACCUCCAUGGGAAUUGGUACCGAGAUGUCGUCGCUCCUGCAAAGACCAUCGAUCGCAUGUCGUGGAUGCUUCUUGGCUGCGCAGUUACUCUUGGUCACGAAAUCGGCUUGUUUACUGCAGCUGGGAUGAGCCCAACAGCCAGGAAUACGCAGGACCAUGGAACAAGCUACGUCUGGCUACGCAAGGUGAUAUUUAUUGCCGAUGAACAGCUGUCUAGCCGAAACGGGCUCACAUCAAUGAUUCCUUCAAGUCUCAACUCUUCAGCCUUUGAACCCUGGAUAGGCUCUCCAUCUGCCGAGGCCGAGCCAGCUCGCAGGUUCGUCAAUGGCCAGCUAGCUCUCGCAGACUUGGCUCGAUCAAUCUCGAAUACCUUGUUUUCUUCAAGGAAUACUACACAGGAGCUUAUACAGAGCUACAAAUACGUGGCCAGCAUAGAGGAAUAUCAGCAAAAACUUGCCGCGUGGCGAGAGACGUUCUUGAAUAAGCAAGUGUUGUCAUGGCUCUCACUCCACCUGCUGGAGAUAGAGUACCAGUACGCCACAGUCUUUCUUCACAGUCUGGGAAUGCAGGCCGUCGUCGAUCGGUCCUGUAGAAACAACCCAAAUGAUUCAAACGCCACGAACCGAGCCACCGGGAACUGGAUACUGAACUUUGCCACUCCAACGGACCUUCGGUUCAUUAAUGUAGUGAUACAGGGCAGCUGCGAGCUGAUGCAAAGUGCAAUACAGUUAGCUGCACGCGGAUCUCUACAGUACUGCCCUACGCGUGUCAUCACCCGCGUCAUCGGUGUCUCUGUAUUCCUACUCAAAGCCCUUGGUCUGGGCGUUGAAAGAGCUGUUUUCAACAAGUCUCUGGACCAGCUUGAGCAUGUGGUCCAGGCUAUUCGCCACAGCACCUGGGACGACUUGGAUCUUGCAAAGCGUUAUGCCGAUGUCCUGCAUCAUCACAUCGAUCAGCUCAGGAACGGCUCUUGUACGCGAGGGUCCCAGCAAGAAACACCCGUUGUUGAGCAGCGGCUGGGUGAUGCCUUGGAUGAGCAGGGGCCAAGCUACGACAGUCGCGAUAUGUUUGGUGAUAUACAUGUUCCUGAUGAUUGGCCCGACUCACUCGCAUUUCUAGAUGCUUCGCUGGCGCCAUUUGGCAUCGCCACCGAUGAAAGUUCUGGAAUUGCCGGUAUGGGAGAUAGUGAUUGGAGUUUACUGUGGAACAUUCCUUCAUUCUAUACACCCUCGUUUCCUCCCUAA